Molecule: messenger RNA, 1475 nt
Organism: Sphaerulina musiva SO2202
Lineage: Eukaryota; Fungi; Ascomycota; Dothideomycetes; Mycosphaerellales; Mycosphaerellaceae
Exons: 1
Coding region: 29-1129 (366 amino acids)
Biological process (GO): translation
Molecular function (GO): structural constituent of ribosome
Source: RefSeq, a predicted model, not a curated record
GAACGACUCCCGUGGGACGAACACGAAGAUGCCUCCGCGCAGCAUCAGCGUUCCUACAGGGACAUUCGCUAGCCAUGUCAAACACCUCCGCGCCCAACGACGGUCCGCCAGCACUGCCGCCUCGAAUCUUCCCACCGCAGCAGCCCUCCCCGAGAUAGCUCCCGUAUGGCGCUCGCGAACAGAACCUCUGACGCGCCUGGGACAGUCCAUUACGGGCGCGAUGGAGUGGCAGACAUCGACCUACUCGUUCAACAAACAAGCUGUCAAGCCCAUUCCCGUAGUCAGCGCAAACGUAGAGAAGCUCAUCCAUAACUAUGUCACCAUGAAGCAUGUGGACAACGAGGGCAAGGACGUGCGAGCCAUUCGGACAGCGCUCGCCUUGAGGAGGAAGAGCGCGGAAAAGGUUUACGUCUCCAAACCGAAGAUCAAGGAUUACGGCGAUCGAGUGGAGGUGAAAUGCUUCUUGUGGGAUGGGGGGGAGGCCAUUCGAGAGGAGUUGGAAAACAUGAAGCGUGGAAGCAGCAGUGGCAGUGGCGGCGGCGGUUACAGACGGAGAACGAACGACAGCGAUCUCCUCUUAGAUCCCAAGCAACAAGUUGGGUUGCGGAGUCUGAUUGCGAAAAUGUAUGGCAAGCAGGUCGAUUUGCAGAUGAUCAAGAUCAAGCGACCGCAUCUAGAUGCAGAUAUCCUGGCCGCAUACGUCGCGCAAAGACUCCGAGAUCGACGCUUCACACCACGAAGAGUGAUUCGAGACGCCACAUGGAGAGCACCUUUACCAUCCGCCCAAGCAGUCGCAAACAUCACCAACGCCAAAUUACGAGCCACUCCCCAGAAAUUCUCCUGGCAGGACUUCACAAUCGGCAACGUAUCACGAGCAAGCGCCACAGGCAUCGUAGAAAGUCUCGCCCUGAGCCAAGUCAGCAGUAUCCAAAUCGAAGCAGCAGGUCGUUUAACAAAGCGUUUGACCGCCAACCGAUCUGCCAAGAAAAUGACACGGAGAGGUACUACUAACAAAGGUCCCGCAUAUAUGCUUCGAGGCUUCCGCAAAGCACAUACCCAAUUCGCUUUUGCGGGCGGGAAGAGAAGAGUCGGUCAAUUCGGUAUCAAGGUCAGUGUGGGCCAUACAUAAGAAGAAGAGCUCCCGCCCGCCCGCCCGCCCGGCCCUGUUGUAUCUUGUGGUGCUGGGGAGGGAAUUGUGUCAUUGGUAGUAGAACGAGGUGUACAAAUAUACCAUCAUCAUAUACCUACCUACUUUACAUUAGGGACCUGUGAAGAAAAUGUCUCACUUCAUUGCCAGCGGAGAGAAUAAACUUGUAUGAUUCAAACUUGAUGAGCGUAUAGGUGCUACAACAGAUCAGACUUUGGGGGAAAAAAGUACAUGUACAUGUACAUGGAUGGAUGGUUGGAUACCAGAUAGCAGUUCUAUGUUCAACGUUGACAUGUACAAUAGACAGUAUACAAUGAAUUAAGAACUA